Adineta steineri is the source of this 696-nucleotide messenger RNA. The record is from the annotation of a GenBank genome assembly. Lineage: Eukaryota; Metazoa; Rotifera; Eurotatoria; Adinetida; Adinetidae.
AUGUGUCUUAUAUGGGAAACGACAGUUGGUCCUGCCACGAUGCAUGUUUAUUUAUUCAAUAUAGUGUGGUCACAAACUCCAACAUUUUGUAUGAUUUGGAAGUUUCUUGAUUCAUGUAUUUAUACAUCAAUAGCCAAAUUGGUAGCAUGGGCUUCAAUUGAACGACAUAUUAUUAUAUUUCAUAACAAAUGGGUAUCAACAAAAAUAAAACGUCUUUUGUUCCACUAUAUUCCAUUAUUACUAAUUGUUAUGUGUGAUAUAAUUUGUUAUGCAAUAAUAACUGCAAUGAAUGAUUGCAAUAGAAAAUUCUCUUAUACAAAACCAUUCUGUGAUUAUUCUAGUUGUAUGCAUAAUACUGUAUCAUUUCUGCAUUUUGAAUCUUUUACUGGUGCAGUUAUACCAUCUUUGAUUAUUGCAUUUGGUAGCUUUUUUCUUGUCUUACGUGCCAUUUGUCAGAAACGUCGUUUUCAUCGACAAGUUCAUUGGCGAAAACAUCGUAAAAUGACAAUUCAACUAAUAGCUAUUACAACUCUUUUCUAUAUUUUAUAUUUACCACCAGUCAUUUUAUCAACUGCUAAGCUACUUGGAGUUCCAUCUUAUGUGGGAUCUGAUUAUAGUCUUUAUGCAGAUUUCUUCAAAAAACUUAUUAUACUUUUAUUGUCAUUUACAUGCCUUGGUACAUUAUCCAAAAUUUAA